This is a messenger RNA of Blumeria graminis f. sp. triticale, 1482 nucleotides long. The record is from the annotation of a GenBank genome assembly. NCBI's taxonomy places the organism in Eukaryota, Fungi, Ascomycota, Leotiomycetes, Helotiales, Erysiphaceae.
AUGAAGCCACGCACAAUAUUGGCAUCAAACUAUCUCUCAAAGUACAAGCCGAAUUUCCACUACAUUUCGACAUGGAAAAAUCCCAACAGACUGCCCCUCCCUUAUCUAACACUAUCAGCCUCCUAUAUUUCAAUGAUCGAUGGAUUUAAAUGCGCAGAGAAAAAUUUAAGUAAAAAUGAUGCAACAAAUUUAAGUUCAACAGGACUCCUGAAAACGCGAUGCCUGAGCUCAUUUGCUGCGCGACUCUCGAACCACGAAGAUAAUAAAAGUAGUAAUACAUCACAGCCCUCGGAAACAACAAUCUCAAAGCUUGGAAAUGAUCACGACAGCUCUAUUGACAAAGAACUCAAAGAAACACUAAGGCGCACUCUUUGGCAUUUCCGAGCUCCCAUACGCUUUGCUUUUGCCUACGGCUCGGGCGUCUUUCCACAGUCCAGGCAGACAUAUUCUAUUGUAAGACCGACGUCUAUCCACCCGAAUCCACCACCCGCAGUUUUAAAAGCACAAGGAUGUACUCCAAAAAUGAUUGAUUUUAUAUUUGGUGUCUCGCAUACUCAACACUGGCACUCACUAAAUCUUGCGCAACAUAGAGACCACUAUUCAGCACUUGGAUCAUUGGGAUCAGGUGCAGUUUCAGCGGUUCAAGAAAAAUGGGGAGCUGGCGUUUAUUUUAAUCCAUACGUUUUGAUAAAUGGAAUGAUCAUCAAAUAUGGCGUCGUAAACCUAGAUAAUCUUUGUACCGAUCUCUCUCAGUGGACAACAUUAUAUCUCGCAGGGAGACUACAGAAGCCAGUAAAAAUUCUACGAGAUGAUCCCCGUGUCAGAUUAGCAAACCAUAUUAAUCUCACAUCUGCCCUACGAACAGCAUUGCUACUUCUGCCUUCCGAGUUCACAGAAAAUGACUUAUACGGAACCAUAGCCAGUAUAAGUUACACGGGAGACCCUCGAAUGACUUUACCGCUAGAAAAUAGAGCAAAAGUGGCAAAUAUUGUAGGAAAUAACCUUCCCAACUUUCGCAAACUAUACUCGCAUCUUAUCGAAAAUCUACCCAAUGUUAAUUUCAAAGAAUACAACUCCUCAGAUCCGACAGCUAAUUUUAGGCUUGUGCAAGACAUGGACCCGAUAAAACGAGGUAACAUGGUUCGAAGACUUCCUGAAGCAUUUAGGUCAAAACUUUACUUUCAAUAUCAAAAAAAGUAUCGGAUACCACAGCUUGUGUUUAAUGAAAUGCUCAAAGCCUCAACUGAUGAGGACCCUACGCGAAUUAAGAGGAGAGAAGGUGGAGGGUUCGAGAGGAGAAUAGCUAUGGAAAUACCCGAAGAUUUACGCUCGGAGGUCAGGGGUGUGAUCAAAAAUACUGUUAGAUGGCCCAGUACGAGUCAAAGUCUAAAGGGUCCAGUUACCGCAGGCUUAACAAAAACUUGUCGAUAUUUGAGAGAAAAAAUAUCCAGCAGAAAUCAAGGUAGUCAGAAAGCUGGGUAG